Messenger RNA from Hydatigera taeniaeformis, 168 nucleotides. NCBI's taxonomy places the organism in Eukaryota, Metazoa, Platyhelminthes, Cestoda, Cyclophyllidea, Taeniidae. The record is from the annotation of a GenBank genome assembly.
UGUCAGGCCGCAAUGAGAAAACUGGGUCGCGAAACGUCCUCCCAGGCAGUGGUAAAUGCGGCACCGCCGUCAGGCGCCCUGGAGACCCUGCGGAUGAACGUCCCACCGAUUAUUUACCUUCUCGUCACAUUCUUGUUUGCUCUCGCCGUGGGCAAAUUUAUGCUCUAG